Messenger RNA from Ananas comosus (pineapple), 1050 nucleotides. Its product is annotated as protein FAM133. The record is from RefSeq and is a predicted model, not a curated record. The transcript is spliced from 6 exons. Lineage: Eukaryota; Viridiplantae; Streptophyta; Magnoliopsida; Poales; Bromeliaceae. The coding region runs from base 83 to 673 and encodes 196 amino acids.
AAAAAAAAAAAAAAAAAAAAUCAAUCGCUGCCUUGGCCCCCUCGCUCUCUCUAGCGCCGGCGGGCUUCUCUCUCUGUUUAUUAUGAAGGCGAUGGUGGCGGGCGGCGAGGGGGGAGGGCAGGAGGAAUCGCCGCCGUCGCAGUCGCAGUCGGAGUCCCUCCUCAGCGAGGACGAGCGGCGCGCCCUGCGGGGCAGCAAGUUCGCCCCUCUUCCCCCCUCCCAAACCCUAUCCAGGUCGGCUCAUCCGGGGGGCCCUGUCAAGACCAACAAAGCCGCGGCGUUGGCGAAGUUCCUGGAACGAAAGCUUCGGCAGCCUGACGGUCUCAGGUCUAUAAAUCCAGAUCUUCUGGAAUUAGCGGUCAAAAACGCGAAGGAAACGGUGAAACGCAGUGGUACCGGGGGGCCUUCAACCUCCGGACGAAUUGUACGGCAUGUUGCUUCUUUUGAGGACUCCUUUGAGGGUUCGGGAGAUGACCAAGAUGAAGAUGAAAAAAUAAAAGAAAAAGAGAGAAAGAGGAAAAAGAAGAAAAUUACAAGAGGUUCCAGAGACGACCAAGACGAACUCGAAGCAACAGAACAAAAAAAGAGAAAGAGGAAAAAGAAGAAGACCGCGAAAGAUGCGAGGAGUCCCAAAUCUCACAAAUCUGACAAGAAGAGAAAGAUCAAGAAAUGACAGAAAAUGCUCCUCUCAACUUCCUUUGAAUGAAGAAAGUGAAUGUGAAAGUGAAAGCCCAGUCAGAUGUCAUGCGGAUCUUGCGCAGUUUCAUUCCAAACAAAGACACCAACCAACUGUUGUUCACUGCUGAUUUCGUGAAGAUGUCAUGCAGAUCUUGCUCAGUUUCAUUUCAAGCAAAGACCCAACCAAGUGUUGUUCACUGCCGAUUUGGUGAUUUCUUUGUUGUUGGUCUCCAAAAAAAAAAAAAAAAGCUUGCUGCUUUUUAAAGAGCUCAGAUUUGUAAUGCAGUUAAUUACAGUUCAUGCCCUUAAUUUAGGGGUUUUUGUUACUAAGUUUUCAAGAGUUAAUGUUAUUUGUUUCAUUUACUAAGGUUA